AUGGCCUUCAUUAGUACCUUCUUUUGCCUCCUCCUACUGAUCUCCAUCGCGCUAGCCCUUGUCACGCAGGACACUGUCUUCGACGUCGAGUUGGUCCACUGUGACUCCCCCAAGUCACCACUGUACAAUAGCACGAUGACACCCUUCGAUCGCCUACAAGCCGACGUCGUCCGAUCGGUCAACCGAGCUAGUUACUUGGACAAGCGCAUCGACAUGAAGACCUCCAUCGACAUAGAGGUCGGCUUGAGUAAUGAUGACGCGGAAUACUUCAUGGGUUUCAAGAUAGGCACGCCAAACACGCAAUCUAUGUUGGGCAUCGUCGACACUGGUAGCGGACUAACCUGGGUCAACAGCGUUGGCUGCAAAUGCUUCAAGAAGAAGAACACCAUCCUAUUCAAUCCUAAUGCAUCCCUCUCCUACAAGAAGUUAUCUUGCUUAUCCGAUGAGUGCAAGAGUUUUAGUCUGGCUCAUUGCAAUUUUAAUCGAUUAUGCCAGUCCCGUGUCGCCUACGACGACGGCUCCAAUAAUAUACGGAAUUUUAUCCUCGGAAACCUUCAGUUUCACCUCAAUAGCAUCAUCGGGUUGGGCCCCAGGUCGCCGUCUCUGAUCCAACAACUCGCCCCUAAGUACAUUAGCAAGUACUUCUCCUAUUGCCUGGACAUGCUCCAUAGCGGAGCCAACAACAGGCUCUUCUUGGGACGUGGCAAACAGACGAUCACCGGAAAGACGACGGUCACGCCACUCUUGACGCAAGAUGGCUUCUACGCCGUGCAACUUCACACCAUCUUGAUCCCGGGUGAGUUCAACAUCUUGCUUACUAGGUCCAAGUUGACGGCCGGCAACAUCAUCUUUGACUCCAGCACUGUCAUGACCUUUCUGGACACUCAAGUCUUGAACCAAUUAGUUAGGGAAUUGACGAAUUACGUUAGCUUGCCAAUUGUGAAGACGGGCGAUUACAAGUUGUGCUUCAAUGUGUCCUCGACAGUGCAAGAGGAGCAGCUGCCGAGGGUGUUGUUCUCAUUUGAUGGGACAUUGGGAAACUUCAAGGUGAGCCCUUAUAACUUGUUUAGGUGGUAUAGUGCUGAUGUGAAAUGCAUGGUGAUACUAGGAACGAUUGGUAUACAGAUCAUUGGGAAUACUAUGCAGGAAGAUCUUUUGGUUGGACAUGAUCUAGAUAACAUGGAAUUGACCAUUAUAGAGAAAAAGUGCACCGAGUUAUACAAUCCCUAA
Zingiber officinale is the source of this 1230-nucleotide messenger RNA. RefSeq names its product probable aspartic protease At2g35615. Gene Ontology annotation, cellular component: extracellular region. The coding region runs from base 1 to 1230 and encodes 409 amino acids. Lineage: Eukaryota; Viridiplantae; Streptophyta; Magnoliopsida; Zingiberales; Zingiberaceae. The transcript has 2 exons. The record is from RefSeq and is a predicted model, not a curated record.